Molecule: messenger RNA, 357 nt
Organism: Hippopotamus amphibius kiboko
Lineage: Eukaryota; Metazoa; Chordata; Mammalia; Artiodactyla; Hippopotamidae
Gene: PPDPFL
Product: pancreatic progenitor cell differentiation and proliferation factor like
Exons: 4
Biological process (GO): cell differentiation; multicellular organism development
Source: RefSeq, a predicted model, not a curated record
AUGGCAUCAGUACCGUCCAUCGGCUGCCUUCUGGCCAAAAGUCAGUAUUAUCGAAAGGCCAGUGUUUCUUCAGGUAGCUCUUUAACCGGCCCUGACUCUGUUAACUUCGUAAAGGAUGAAAAAUCCCAGCAAGGAUUACCAGCAGUGGCAGAACCCACCUGGUGGUUUAAAUCCUUUUUCCAAUCUGAACCUGUGCUUUCAAAUGUUAAAAAAAAGAGCAGUCUGCUUGUGGGUAAGCAAGGUUCUAAAUUUGUUUCUCCAAUACCUUCAGGAACAAAUAACAAUUAUCUCCUCCGAUAAAAGGAAUCACAGUUCCUCGGAGAAAUGGCUGAUCCCAGGACAAGGAAGAAACAGUAA